UUGAAAUGAGAUUGUGUUCUUUCUGAAAAUUUGGAAGCCUGGAGUACAUGGCAAGGGGAUGGUGCCAGUUAGGAGGAGGCAAUGACCUACAUGAACUGAUGUCCCUAAGCUGUCAAAGUGACUCAGACAGAGUUGCUGACAGGAUUUGUGAGGGGACGAGUGGUGGGAGCAGAUCUGCAGUGCUGAAGGGGAAGAAGAGAAGGGAGUCACACAGGCUCUCUGUAACAAGUUCCUGUUCCUGGGGGGAGAGAUUCUAACAGUGUGUCAGGGCAGCAGUAGCUAGCUGAGAGUAAAAUACAGAGAGUGAGGUAUAUGACGAGGGGAGAAAGCAGGGCAAACCUGUUAGAUCUGAAGGACAGGGCAAGGGGCAGGGAGGGGUGGGGGGGCAGUGCUGAGAGUCGAAAGGGGAGCCCGAAGGUCAGGAACAAGUCUUACCCCCUCUCCAAUUCCACUGUCCCCUGCACCAUCCUACACAUCAGCUUUCUGGGAGAAUGUCCCAGGAAAAGGUGAAAUGAAAUGCCUGGGGAAAGUGAAAGAGCUGAUAAAGAUUAGAAAGCUGGAAUGAGGCAAGCGAGGAGACAUAAGGUUUCUUUUGGGGUGAUUACAUACUGAAAGUGGAAACCUGACACUCAGGAUUCUGGGCCCUGCCUCUACCUGAUCCCAAGGUCUGAAAUGUUGAAAGGCAAGGUUCUCGUCGAGUCUCCACCUGCGCGGCCAAAAUGGAGACGCUCUGCGUUGGGGUGUGGCCGCCGGAAGUAGCUUCCCGCUCCGGCGCUGCUGCGCCAGCGCGCCCGGCUGCAAACAGAAGGGAGACGCUAAAGGGUUCCGACAGGCAGCGCGUGGGCGGGACAGGACCCCUGGGGACAAGGUCCCUCAAAGCUGGAAUCUCCUUCUUCCCCGCAGCGGGCAGAUCCGCUACACGUAGGUUGUGGCAUCGUUUGAAGAGAGGUUACCUUGUUCUGAGCCACAGACCUCCCAUCUGCAGAAUGGGGUGGACGUAUGCUGGUGGGAGAAGAGAUUUGUCACCAGCUUGGAGAAUGGAAGCCGCUUCCCCCAAGAAGACGCAGCUGCUGACUGGAGAGCUGGCGCUCCUGAUCCACUACCAAAUUCUGUUCUACACUCUGCAACUAGAGAUGCUGUUAGAACACAUGCCAGAUCACAUCGCUUCUCUACUCAAAACCCUCCCAGGGCUUCCAUCACACUCAAAAGAAAAGGUUUCAUCAAUACGUGAAAAGCCUGACCUUGACCUGAUGGGCAGGAAGAUGGACCUUGACCAUAAACCACAGCCUAGAAAGAAGAAAAAAGUUAACAACUCUUCUCAUCAUUAAGCCAAAGAAGUAGAAUGGAGAUAAUGUUACACACACACAAAAAGUUUUAUGAACAUCUUGUUGUUGUCUCUAUUUUUCUGAUUUUGCCAUAGACUAGUAACAACUUUUUCACAGAGCAGCCUUGGCCCAUGGACAAAUGUCUGGUAAUCGUUGAUCUUUACCACAGCAGCAAGUCGAAUGACUAAAGAAGAGUCCACCAUCAGAUUUCUAGUCAUUAGACCAGCCUCCUGUUUUUGGAUAUUCAGUUCGUCUCCAGUUAUUUCCUAUAUAAAGAGUGUGGCAAUGAACAUCCUUGAAGCUCAAUCUUUUCUCUCACCUUUACUGAUUUUCUUAGGAUAAAUUCCUAGACGUAGAACUUCUAGGUUGAAGAAUAUGCAUGUUUUAGGCUUUAGCUCAUUUUGCCCAGCUGUCUUCCAGAAAGAAAACACCAAGUUUCAUGGUUAUCUCCCCACAGAUGUUUCACAAAACUUGAAUUGCUAACACAAGUCACCCCAGGAUCCUUCCUGAACUGCUCUUUUGGUCAGGGGUUUGAGUUGGCAACCUUCUGCCCCCUACAACCUGUGCCACCUCCAUCCCUCCCAAGAUCAAAGUCACCUGCAUAUUUACAAGUGGUCACUGCCCGUCUUACAUCCUCCCAUGCCCUCCCUCAGUCCCCCCGAGCUAGAGAAAUAAAGUCAGGGCUCUGGUCAGCUUCAGACAUGAGGCUGGGCCAUCAGGGCCUGCUGACACCCCCAGCCUCAGUGCUUACCUUUCUCUGGCACAUCCAG
Messenger RNA from Aethalodelphis obliquidens (Pacific white-sided dolphin), 2095 nucleotides. RefSeq lists its product as uncharacterized. The record is from RefSeq and is a predicted model, not a curated record. The coding region runs from base 720 to 1328 and encodes 202 amino acids. Lineage: Eukaryota; Metazoa; Chordata; Mammalia; Artiodactyla; Delphinidae. The transcript is spliced from 6 exons.